Messenger RNA from Geodia barretti, 1122 nucleotides. NCBI's taxonomy places the organism in Eukaryota, Metazoa, Porifera, Demospongiae, Tetractinellida, Geodiidae. The record is from the annotation of a GenBank genome assembly.
AUGGCAGACCACAACGGAUAUACACAUCGGCCCGAACCACGCUUCGACUGGUUCAUUCCCAUUGACGGCGAUGGCGACCGGGCCGGCACUCUGCGGGCGCAGCGUCCGCCGACCUUCGACUACCUCACCAGCGUGGCUAAAACCGCCGAAGACUGCGGGUUUUACUCCAUGCUGAUCCCAACGCGGUUCGCCAACGGGCUGUUCAGCGAGGACGCCCCGCUGGCCGAGACGUGGACGACGGCCACCGCGCUGGCGGCGGUAACGUCGCGCAUCCGGUUCCUGGUGGCGGUGCGACCGGGCUUCGUGGCGCUGGGCCUGUUCGCCCAGAUGGCCGCCGCGCUGCACCAGAUAUCCGGGGGACGGCUGGACAUUAACAUCGUGCCCGGCGGCAUCCAGAACGAUUUUGAGCGGGUGGGCGAGGUUAGCGACCACGCCACGCGGUACGAACGCGCCGAGGAGUUUAUCCAGGCGUGCCGCGCGUUGUGGCAGGACCCGCAACCGGUCAGUUACGCCGGCGAUUUCUACCGGCUGCAGGGGGCCUACUGCUCCCCGGCGCCGGGAGACGACGCGCCGCGAUUCUAUCUUGGGGGCGCAUCGCCGCGGGCCAUCGGCCUUUCGUCGCGACAGGCUGACGUUCACCUGGGCUGGAUUGAACCACUGGCCGACACGAAACAGCGGAUCGACGAUCUGCGGGAACAGUUUGAAGUCGCCAACCGUCCGUUGUCGCUGGGGUUACGCACGCACCUGGUGAUCCGCGACGACGAGGACGAAGCGUGGAGCGCGGCCCGCAGCCUCAUCGCCGACGCCGCUCCGGAGGUCAAGGCGCAGCGGCAAACGGCCAUCGUGGGGACGCCGAUGGUGGGGCAGCAGGCCCAGGCUCGCGAGGCCGAAGAUCACCGGCUGGCUCGGCACCUGUGGAACGGCCUUUCGGAGGUGAGGGUAAAUUGCGGCAGCGCCCUGGUGGGUACACCCGAUCAGGUGGCUGAUGAGCUGCUGGGUUACUGGCAUCUGGGAAUCGACGAAUUCAUCCUGAGCGGUUUUCCUCACGUGGAAGAGUGCCACCGAACCGCUGAACAACUGCUGCCCCGGUUGCGCGACCGCAUCGCCGCCGCCCGCAGCUGA